GGCAUCAUGAAGUCUCUGAGGUUUGCGAGUGCAGAAGCCCUGGUGUCUAAUGCCCAAGUGACCAGGGAGAGUCUGCAAAAUGUGGCAUAUAACCUCUACCCCCUCCUAUUUAAAGCCAGCUAUUUGCUGGAACAAGGAGAAGUGAUUCACGACCUGUUGGAAAACUGGCCGCUAGAAGAAUUCAACCUCGGGAACCUGUUGGGGCCAACAGCUGACUACCCAGAAGACCUCAGCACUCGGGCCUGCAAGAUCUGUCUGGAAGCCUGUCUGAUGGGGCUCAAAGACUAUGUACUGAACGACUCCCCGACUUACACCAAAAGGCUGAGAACGGCCAAUCUCACGGGCAUCCAAGAUGUGGAAGUUCAGCUGUGCAAAUGCCAGACGUCUCUGGGGAGGUGGGGCCGGACGAGCCUCCUGGCCAGACUCUGCUUUGAUGUACUGGUGGAGCUGCAGAGGCGACCGUUCAACCCAAGCAUCUUGGACAUUGGCAUCGAUGUCUUCAUCAACUUCUUUGUCACGGAGGGCAAUUAUGAGUGUGCGCUGCAGGCCCUGAUGGUGAGAUGCCACUCCCCGCUCAAGGUGCGCUGUGUGGCCUUCCGGGCAGACAGCCUAGGCCUGAAGAAGCUCUUCUACAUGCUGCGCCUGGUGGAGCCCGACUCUCUGGAGAAACUGGAGAUUGUGCAUAACGUGCACAUAGAGAUGGAGCAUCUACAGGUGUUACUCAACCACCUGGACUUUCCCCAGCUGGUCUCGCUCACCUUGCCCGCAAGAGCUUUCAAUGUGCGCCGGCUCCAGGGAGAAGAUGAGUCCAUCCUCACCAGCAUUGGGGAGAAGCUGAGCCGGAUGUCCCAGCUCAGGGAGCUGAGCCUGGCUUUUUCCAUACUGACAGGGAGAACUCGGAAGCUGCUCAGCCCCUUAAAAACUCCCCUGAGAACUCUGGACCUGUCUAACUGCUCCCUGAACUAUGCAGAUAUGGCCUACUUAGCAAAUUGUCUCCAUGCUCCCCAUCUGGAGGUGCUUGACCUCAGUGGACACAAUGUGGUUAACCUCUACCCAUCCACCUUCUUCAAACUGCUCAGCCAAGCCUCCUGUACCCUGAAGGUCUUGAUCUUGGAAGAAUGCAACAUUGAGGACAGAAACCUUAACAUGAUGAUUGUGGGCUUGACCCCCUGCCAGAAACUACAAGUCUUCAAAUUUCUUGGGAACCCACUUUCCUCACAAGCAUUGAAAUGCCUGUUCAAUGUCUUUUGUCAACUCCCCAAGAUGAAAUCCAUUGAGUUCCCAGUGCCAAGAGAUUGCUAUCCAGAUGGUGUCAACUACCCAUUGGAUGAUGCCACCCUCCCCAAAUUUGAUCACCAGAAAUAUGAGAAGAUUACAGAAGAACUUCAUACGAUCCUACUUCAGGCAAAUCGGGAAGACAUCAAGGCUUCUACACCCCUCUUUGGAAGCUAUGACCCCGACAUUCAAGAAACAAGCAAUGAGCUUGGAGCCUUCUUGCUUCAGUCUUUCAGAGAUGCCCUAGAAAACUUUACCACAGCACUAAAAAAAAUGAAUUAAGGGCCUUAAGAAAAGUCCAUGGAACUACGUCACACCGAGAUGCUCUUGUAUCAACUUUCCUUGUCCUUCCAGAGAUCAGUCCUGGGUUGCAGAUGGAGCCAAGAUGAAGCAUCAUUAUCAUUUUCAUGAACACCAGCAUCACCAUCACCACCACCACCAUCAUCAAGCAUUCAUUAAAUGCCUGCUUAUGCAUGGCACUGGGCUAGGCACUGUAGAGAGCAGAAUACCUAAUACUGUUCCUACUCCCUGGGAGUUUAUACUCAAAAUACACCUGAAUGCUAUUGUUUUACUCUUCACAGUCAGUUCUGAGAGUCUGGGUUGAAGGUAACAGGAAGAAGGGAAAAUAUCCCUGAGGUCUUCGAGAAGUUGCAUUGCAGUCCAGCACAUUUGGAAGAAAAGAUGUUAUAGUCGGGCGACCUGCUCUGGAGGACUGCUACAGACAAAGCAAACUUCCUUGGUGUUGGAUGUGGAAAAAGACCACACCAUAGCAAUGGGAAAAGGCAGUAGGUGAUUGGAGGAGGGUGGCAAUCGUAGCAGAUACCAAGCCAACAGGGGUGUAAUGAGAUAGGGUGAAAAGGAAAUCAGUGAUGAAAAAUUAGAGAGGCAGAGAUACAAGAAAAUACAAGGAGUAAGUGAGUUGGUCACUAAGCUAAUGAUCUGAACUAAGGAAUAGAAAGAAGGAAGAUGAGAAAAGCAAACCAGGCUUUCAUUCUAAUGAACAAAUUCUCUAUAGAACUGGGUUUCAAGAUACGAUCUGUAAAUGGUUUGCAAUUCCUCCAAAUGGUCCACAAGUAUGUUUUUUGCAGUACUUGUGCAGUACAAUAUGACAGUGUUUAUACUUUUAUUUCUGACCUGAAUUAAUAAUCUACUAAUGCUGUCCCUCAUUGUUCUCUUAAGAUACAGUGAUGAUUUGUUUGUUUGUUUGUUUUGGUUUUGCAGUGAUUAGAAGCAGGAAUGGAGUCAAUAACUAUAACAAAUAAUAACAAAGAGAAGCCAUGAUAAAGUAGAAUUCAACUCAGUUUAAGGAAAAACUGCUCUACAAUUAGAAUCAUCUAAUACUGGAAUACGCUGCCUUGUUUG
Messenger RNA from Dromiciops gliroides (monito del monte), 2637 nucleotides. It is a transcript of the gene LRRC14B, whose product is annotated as leucine rich repeat containing 14B. NCBI's taxonomy places the organism in Eukaryota, Metazoa, Chordata, Mammalia, Microbiotheria, Microbiotheriidae. The record is from RefSeq and is a predicted model, not a curated record. The coding region runs from base 7 to 1557 and encodes 516 amino acids. Gene Ontology annotation, cellular component: cytoplasm. The transcript is spliced from 2 exons.